AUGUCUGAAAGGUUCAUCUCGCCAUUCCAUGGCGGCAUCGCAGUCAACUACUCAGGAAAUGUAGUAAACGUAAAGAAUCCAAACCUGGAAUUUCAUCACGACUCAUGCUCAAUAAAAUGCGGACUGAGAGAGGAACUGGACCGUUAUUUUCGAGGUUCAAGGUCUCAAAUGGAUUUAACGGCUGAGGAAAAGGUGAAAAUAUGCCUUAGCCUAUCGGAAGAGUGUAUUAAACCAGAUGAACUAUUGAGUUUGCUUCAGAAAAAAGAUUACACUCCACUAGCAUAUGACGGUUUUGAGCCUUCAGGAAGAAUGCAUAUAGCACAGGGACUGUGUAAAGUCGACACAGUAAACAUAAUGAGUAAAAUAGGAAUCAAGAGCGUUAUUUGGAUUGCAGACUGGCACGCAAUGCUAAAUAAUAAGUUUGGAGGUGACUUGAAAAAGAUCAGAAUUGUCGGCGAAUACUUUAUCCAUAUAUGGAAGGCAGCAGGAAUGAAUCCCGACUCAGUAAAAUUCCUUUGGGCUAGUGAUGAGGUGGAUAAGAACCCAGACCUUUAUUGGCGUCUUUCAAUGGACAUUAGCAGAAGCUUUAAUAUAACAAGGAUGAAAAGGUGUAGUCAGGCCUUGGGUAGAACUGAAGGUGAUGACCAACCGUCUGCACAACUACUUUACCCAGCAAUUCAAUGCGCAGAUAUAUUUUUCAUAGGGGCUGAUAUAUGCCAGCUAGGCAUGGACCAGAGGAAGAUCAAUGUUCUUGCAAGGGAAUACUCUGAACUUAGAAAAAUCCCUAGAAGCCCAGUGGUUUUGUCCCACAGGAUGCUACCAGGCCUUGUGGAGGGCCAAGAGAAAAUGUCCAAAAGUAAUCCAAAUUCCGCAAUUUUCAUGGAUGACUCUGCAGAGGAGGUUUCCUCUAAGAUAAAAAAGGCCUUUUGCCCACCUGGAGUUGUUGAUGGAAACCCGGUCAUUGCCUACUUCUGUUUCAUAGUUUUCAAACGGUUCAACUCGGUCACAAUUGAGAGGAAAGAAAAGGACGGAGGUGACGUAACGUUUAACUCUCCCGAAGAGCUAAAGGACGCUUUUCUCAAGGGUUCAUUGCACCCAGCAGACGUUAAAAACGCACUUGUAAAGUACCUUAACCUGAUGAUGCAACCCAUACGGGACUACUUUGAGGUAAUUUUGACCUUCAUUUUAAUUUCUUUAGCACAAUCAUGA
Theileria annulata is the source of this 1209-nucleotide messenger RNA. RefSeq names its product tyrosyl-tRNA synthetase, putative. The transcript has 7 exons. Gene Ontology annotation, molecular function: tyrosine-tRNA ligase activity; ATP binding. Bases 1 to 1209 code for a protein of 402 amino acids. The record is from RefSeq and is a predicted model, not a curated record. Gene Ontology annotation, biological process: tRNA aminoacylation for protein translation. Lineage: Eukaryota; Apicomplexa; Aconoidasida; Piroplasmida; Theileriidae.